AUGCGUCCCUCUUCUUCCCUAUUCACAGAAAUGCCAUCCCCGCAUCGAUCAUCGCAUGAGAAUAAAGACACAACCGAGCCACCUUUUCAGGAAAGCGAUGAGUCUCUUCGCCAUGGAAAAUAUGAGAGGCAUUUAUUUCUGAGCGAAGGAGCCUGGAAUGGCUGUAAUGGUGAUGAGAUUGAGUUUAAAAAGAAGGAGGACGACAUAUCUGAAGAUGGAUACACUCAGCCACAGGACAGACUCUCCGUCUUGGAUCGUGUCAUGAGUCGCACUUCGGUUGCGGACAGUGACCAUGGACCUCCGCCCGAUGGUGGCUUUUGGGCCUGGGCGUCAGCCAUUGCCGGGCAUAUAGUCAUGCUAAACUCAUGGGGGUACAACAGCUCUUUUGGCGUCUUUCAGACCUAUUACGCAGCACACCUCGAUAAUCCAGCCAGCCAAAUAUCCUGGAUAGGAUCGGUCCAAAUCUCUGCCCUGUUCUUUAUAGGAACCCUCUCUGGUCGCCUUACAGACGCCGGCUACUUUCGCAUCACAUUUGCUGCCGGCACACUUCUCACCUGUCUUGGUGUAUUCAUGACUUCUCUCAGUACGACAUUCUGGCAACUCCUCCUCUCACAGGGUCUCUGCACAGGGCUGGGUAACGGUCUGAUGUUUACUCCUAGUCUUGCUGUUGUUUCUACAUACUUUAAGCGGAGAAGGGCCCUGGCCUUUGGAAUCACUGCCACUGGAAGUGCCACGGGUGGUUUGAUAUUUCCAUCUAUGGCUCGUCAGCUUCUUGGGAGUAUUGGUUUUGCUUGGACGGUUAGAGCUAUGGGGUUGGUGCAGCUCAUCACGCUGGUCAUGGCGAAUCUACUCCUGAGACCUAGAAUACCGCCGAGACAGUCAGGGCCGUGGAUCGAUCUAGCGUCGUUCAAAGAAAAGGGGUACUUGUUCUUUGCCAUCGGAAUCUUCUUCACAUUUUGGGGAACAUUCUUCCCGUUCUACUACCUUGCUUCUUUUGCAGUUUCGCAGUUGGAAAAACCCCUCACAUACUCGGCCGCAUUGAAUGUCCUUCUUGUCGUCAACGGUGUCGGAAUCAUCGGUCGUUCACUACCAAACGCCAUCGCACAUCGCUUCGGAAGCAUCACAGUCCUCAUACCCGUCGUGUUUAUCUCAUCGAUCUGUUUAUUCACGUGGCCAGCAGUGUCCACAGAAGCGGGUUUGUACGUAUGGGCUAGUAUUUACGGCAUUGUGGCUGGAGCAUCCAUGAGUUUGUUCCCUCCAGCUUUGUCGGAUUUGACAACGGAUGUGCACAAGACAGGUGUGAGGAUGGGCAUGAUUUUUACGACGAACAGUAUUGCAACUCUUACUGGGCCGCCUAUCGCUGGUAUGAUUAUUAGACACUCUGGGGGUCAUUAUCUGGGUGCGCAGAUCUUUGCUGGUGCAUCGCUCUUUUUGGGUGGGCUGUUUAUCUUUAUGGCUAAGCGGUUCAGGAGAGUCGGAGAUGAUGAUGGAGAUGCACGAAACAACUGA
This is a messenger RNA of Fusarium subglutinans, 1509 nucleotides long. Its product is annotated as monocarboxylate transporter 4. The transcript is spliced from 4 exons. The coding region runs from base 1 to 1509 and encodes 502 amino acids. Lineage: Eukaryota; Fungi; Ascomycota; Sordariomycetes; Hypocreales; Nectriaceae. The record is from RefSeq and is a predicted model, not a curated record. Gene Ontology annotation, biological process: transmembrane transport. Gene Ontology annotation, cellular component: fungal-type vacuole membrane. Gene Ontology annotation, molecular function: transmembrane transporter activity.